This is a messenger RNA of Argentina anserina (silverweed cinquefoil), 1605 nucleotides long. RefSeq lists its product as uncharacterized. The transcript has a single exon. NCBI's taxonomy places the organism in Eukaryota, Viridiplantae, Streptophyta, Magnoliopsida, Rosales, Rosaceae. Bases 1 to 1605 code for a protein of 534 amino acids. The record is from RefSeq and is a predicted model, not a curated record.
AUGGGAGGUGUGGCUUCUAAAUCCGAAAAACCCAGUAGGGUCGACUUGGCAGGAAGGGCUAUGGAAUUGCAAAAUGGGUUUGCAAAGGCGCAAAAGGAUUAUAAUGACUCGCAGAAUGAGAUGGCAACAGCCUUCAAAGAAUUUGUGCACAGACAUUGCUCUUCAGAACAGCAUGCCGUGAAUGAUGAUCCGGAGAGAGAAGACGAACAUAUAGUGACAGAGGAGCCGGAGCCUCGUAUCCAGUCUUCAGGGACAGCGAAAGUAGCACAAAGGAAUGGUACUAAGAGAAACAAUAACUCAGGAGGUAAUCGUAAGCAGAAAGACAACCAAAGGAAUGGUACUGAGAUAAAAGAUGCAGGUAUGGUGGCAGAGAAACCAGAAGCUAGUACUGGGUUUCAAAGAGCCAGGAAUGAAGAUAAUCAAGUAGCUCCAGAAGAUGUUGUGGUUCAGGCUUUCAAAGAGGUGGGCGAGUCUGGCAGUGGCAUAUACAAGUUGCUGGAGAAAUCUGGUCAAGUUGAAAUUGGUAGAGAACACAAGAAAAAACUCGUUCGGUCAUUCACGAGGACGCGGUCUACUACAAGUAGAAGUAAGGGUUUAGCAAGGAGUCGCUCCUCAAAAGUCAGUGAUCAUUGCGGGGAGAAAGCUGAAGCCACAAAGGAGGAUUAUUCAACACUCUAUAAAUUAUAUGUUAAGGAGCAGUCUCUAUUAAGAGAUUUACUAACCUAUGACGAGAUUAAGUUUAAAUUUGGAGAAGGAUUUGAAACACAAGAGGCCAAAGACAGAGCUCAAGAAGCUUUCGACAGAAUUAGUAAACUCAGAGAUGAGGAGCUGCAACCUCUACUUAGUAAUCUCUUUAAAAGCCUGCACGAAAAUUGGAAGAUCAUGUCAGAGUGCCAUGACGAGCAACGUGAUAUCAUGUCCAAAAAAUCUCUCUUUGAGCCUCAUGAUGCAUGUUGCGAUAACGAUCACUGGAGGGAUACCAACAAUCUUCUGGAAAAACUUCAUGAAUGGAGAAACGCCCUUACUUGCUAUAUUGGCUCACAAAAGUCCUACGUUGAAUCUCUCAAGAAGUGGAGUGAAUGUGGUGGACACUCAGUUCUCAAAAUAGAAGAAAACGAUAACGGGUGCACAAAACUGCUCCGACAUUGGUUCAAGUGUUUCGAAGAUCUGCAUAAGGAACUAAAGGAAGCCACAAAAGCUAUGGCAGACUUUGAAAAGGAAAUGCAAAAGCUUUGGGACCAAGAAAACGAAGAGCUAAUUUGCAAGAGCAAAGUUGAUAAACUUAAUGAGGAUAUCCGCAAACAGCUGGUGAAUAAGAACAAGGAGCCGAAGCAAGAGAAAAGGGACGAGGAGUUGAAUGAAUCGAAGAAGAAGAACAAGAAGAGGAGGCAAGAGAAGAAGGACCAGGAGUUGAAUGAACUGCGGAAGAAACUAGAAGAUCAGAAGAAGGCCUAUGGAACUAGUCAGAUGAAGAGAAAAGAGAUUGUCAAACAGGUGAUUCAGGAGAGCUUUGCAUUACUUUUUAAAUCGCUCAAGGAGUUUACAAGCAAAGCUGCUGAAGCGUAUGUUCCAACCAUGGAGCAUGAUAUUGAAGUGAUUAAUUAG